Phyllopteryx taeniolatus (common seadragon) is the source of this 4770-nucleotide messenger RNA. RefSeq lists its product as uncharacterized. NCBI's taxonomy places the organism in Eukaryota, Metazoa, Chordata, Actinopteri, Syngnathiformes, Syngnathidae. The record is from RefSeq and is a predicted model, not a curated record. Bases 33 to 755 code for a protein of 240 amino acids. The transcript is spliced from 2 exons. Gene Ontology annotation, molecular function: 2-oxoglutarate-dependent dioxygenase activity; methyltransferase activity.
ACCUGGAGCUGAACACGCUCAAGACUGUAGAGAUGAUCGUGGACUUCAGGAGGCAUCCUUCGCCACAGCUGCCCCUCACGUUGUCCAGCUGCCUUGUGUCAACCGUCGAGACCUUCAAGUUCCUGGGAAUUACAGUCUCUCAGGACCUGAAGUGGGCGACCAACAUCAACUCCGUCCUCAAAAAGGCCCAGCAGAGGAUGUACUUCCUGCGGCUUCUGAGAAAGCACGGCCUGUCACCGGAGCUGUUGAGACAGUUCUACACAGCGGUCAUCGAAUCAGUCCUGUGUUCUUCCAUCACAGUCUGGUUUGGUGCUGCUACAAAAAAGGACAAACUCCGACUGCAACGGACAAUCAAAAAUGCUGAAAGGAUUGUCACACACACACACAUGGAUGACUGGUUGCCUGGUGGAAGACGUCGGGAUGACGCCAGUGAUUGGGUUCCCUCAUAUCCCCCACGGGCACAAGUCAAUCAGCAGCCUGAGCAAGUCCCGCCAGGCGACGGCAAUCAGUGGCUGCCUCCUGCACACACAGCACCGCUACCGCUACUGCUACCGCUACCGCUAACGCUCCAGCUCCGUCUCCUCCCCACACAAACUGCUGCUGCUCCCCUCUACUUCCUGCCUGCACAGCCUACUCCUGCUGGCAGCAUGCCACCUCCUGCCAUGAAACAGGAUAGAUGGGUCCCAGGUCCCAUCGCCAGCGGUCACCAGACAAAAGGCCAAGAUGGGUCAAAACCUUCGAAUGCCAAUUAUUGAGUUCCCUGGCCCUGACGGUCAACCUGUUCUGUUGUACCGUUAUAUGGACCCAGAAAUGAAACAGGUGAUAAAGGAUUGGCAACAUCCCAAUGAAGGCGGCCACAAGCUUCACCGUGUUUUCCUCUAGUUUGCCCGACACUGGAGGCCCAUCGGCAGCGAGGUCUACAAACUACUCCUCCUCCACCUCGGAGCAGAGAUUUUCAGUAAAUUGGGUGCAGUGGUGGAACAGGGAGAGUACAAGCAGCUGCAAGCAAGAACUGUCUCCGGGAACCCAAACGGACCAUGGGAAGUGCAAAUGAUAGCCAUAGGUUAGGCCCUUGAGAUACACUUCUCCCUUCGCCCCUUUUACGGAUUCAUGCCUGUGUGCAAGGGACAGAUGAGACAGCAGCUGAAUACUUGCACCAUCUCAUGGACGCUUGUGAGAGCCAUUCCGGACUUACUAAACUGGCCAGUUUCGACAGUGAUGAGAGCCUUGAAUGACUCGCUAAAUAUCAGUGACGUCUUUUUUAGUCAUGACUUUUGCGCAGCGUUUGUCUCACUAACUCCAGCGCAACUGUGUGUCUUUGAUGUUGUCCGUUCAACACCACAAAUUUCUCUAGCAAAACAACCUGUGGCGCCAUGGCAGGAUGUAGGCCCUUUUGUCUCCCAAUGUCAGAGUGCGACUGAAUGGGCACCAACAUCGGAUCCAACAAUGUUUUUUUCUAAAUCUGUCAAUUCCCACAGAAAGGUGUUGAGUGUGUGCACACGUGCCUUGCGUUCCGUCUACCUUACAUUGAAACCGAUCUGAGUCGUGUCACACACAAAGUCCGACUGACAUCUCCCCUCUGCUGGACCACGUUCCAUCCACACUGUGGGCUACCAGCAAACAUGAUGUAGGGCUAAUUAAGAACUGUCCACUGGUUCGACUCAAACCUAAGUCAUCUUAUUCCCCUCUACAGCAUCAGUGCCACUUGCUUGAGCCUUUCCAAGUCCUCCUUGUGACCAACACUGCAGUGCAAGUUGCUGAAAGAGCUACGUGUUCACGCAUCACACUGCAAGACAUUCCCGGUGGCUCCUAUGGACCCAACUCCUUCUCUUCCUUCACCUUCUGCAAUGGAUGGCCGGAAAGGUCAGCCUAAUAAAGCUAAAUAGUCACCCCUGAGAAAGAGGAUUCACUGUUAGCAUACAUUUUUAGCUCCAAUCAGUGGUGGAAACCACUGUGCUAAACUGCACGUCGAUAAGGUUAUAGAAGAGCAGAAGAUAGGUCAUAAAAGCCGAGCAACAACCAAUCAUCUGUUGUCUGAACUGAAGCGCGCACACACACACACACACACACACACACACACACACACGUGCACUUGCGUAACUCGGCAGAAGAACAGAAGAAGAUACAUCUCCCGAGGGUUUCAAACCGCUCAUUGGUGGUUUGACAUUAAUUACCAUAAUUAUUGUGAUUGAAAUGUGUUGAUGCUUCCACUUUGGCAGUUGACACAAUUUUGCACCUUACGAGAUGUGACAACUACGACAAGCUUCUUUAGUUUCAUGUGAUCGCCACUACCUCUGCUAAUUACACAUCCUCCAGUAUGAAUGUUUGGUUUCUUGAUGCCCUUCAUGUGGCACGCUCUCAAAAUCGUUCUAACGGCUAUGUUUGUUCUUACAUGCCGCACCGCUCCAAACCUUCUCUGCAUCCCAAUUCGUCAUCACUCUUUCCUCACACCUAAACUUCUUUUGUCAGUCCACAGUACCUUAACCAAACCGUCCUUGCUGAAACCGGUUAUCCUCUCCCCUAUAUCAAUGUGACCAAAGAUUUUGAUAAUUUUAAACACACUGAUGUAUAUGGUAUAGUGCCUUUGUUUGGCCUGCUUUAGAUUUGCCCCGGAGAGCAAUUCCACUGUUUUGCUAUGAACAAUACCCUAUUUGGCCAGCGUGUGUACGUUGAGGAGGUGCCAAAAUAUUAUUCCCAAUCUAUGUCUGUACCAUGCACAACCUUUGUUUCUUCCUCCUCUCUGUACAAUUCCUAAACUCUUCCCGGUACUACCUGUCUUCCCUAUAUGUCAUUACCUGACUGGUUGGACACGUUGCCUUUUGAGGGAGUGUACUUUCUUGGACGAUGAGUCUACACUAAACUUGUUCCCGAUUGGUCUGGUUGAUGCGCCCCUAUUGUUUUGACUGACACUCAUACAUUAUCUCUGCCACACGCCAUUUCGGUCGUCAUAGACAGGCCCAAUUUAAAGAACACGAUCCAGUUUUGGGCACGGAUGUCCUCACCGAUCAUAAGGUUUGGGGAGUAGGUACCAAGUUGUACUCUCUCAAAUUGAGGUGGGGAAGUUGAUGUUAUGUUAUGAAACUCUUAAGUUAUCACUUUUCUAGUUUUGUUAACACUAUCCUGACCAUUCUAGAGGCUUCACCUGUGGAAACUAAUACAAUUCGUGAAGUAGCCUUCCAACACUGCUUGACACUUGAUCUGUUAUGCACCCUCUUGAACCAAACCUGUUGCACAUACAUUUCUGACAGUGCUGGUGAUACAGGCGUUAUAGCCUGUGGCAUUAAAAAUCUCACUAUACUCCGCGAUAUCAUUGCCCGUGAGGAGGGUCUCGAUUCAAGCUGGUUCACUGGACUCAGAUGGCAGGCUUGGCUGUAUCGCUUUGCACUUACGGUCUGUGUUGCUUUUUUUGUACUCUUUUUCAUGUCCUGUUGUCUGGUCCCUCUAGUCAAAUCUUUGGUCUUUCGCAUGGUUGUCAAUGCAUUUGUCCACUAUUCAUGGGUGACCUCCGGUGACCCACUAACAUCAUACCCCGCUAAUGACCGAUGUUUUCCUGACCUUUUCCCUCAAACCGACUGCUUGGAUGACAACGACAACAUGACUGAUGAUCAUGACUCAGAUUCUCGUAACCCUAAAGUGUGAAUUUCUGGAUGGUUGUGUGGUUGUUUUUUAAAUAAAUGCUAUGCUUUUACUGUAUAUCGUUUUAAUUGCUCCAUACUAUCUUCGUGUUUUUGGUUACUUAGUGUUUAGUAAUGUUUAGUAAUGUUACUUUCUUGUGUGAUUAGUAAUUGAUUGCAUUAUUAUUAUUAUCAAAAGGGGGACCUUGAUUUGGAAAAUUUGUUUCAUAUACACUAUCAAAUAUCAGUUUUGUGAGUUGUAUAUAACAUUUGCAUGUUUAUUGUUCCUUAGCUUGAGACAACACAGUACUUCUGUGUGUCCUUGCAAAUGUGACUUUUGACAACUCCUUGUAUUCCUCUUCCUUUCUCAUCCUCUGCAUUCUCCCAUUCCCAUAAAGAUAAGUUUGAGUGCAUCUAGACGAAGCUAACUGCGUGAGAAUGUUGUGGGAAUGAGAGGGGUGUAUUUCUUUUUUCCUCUCUCGCUCACUUCUGUAUAACGUUGACAUGCGCUUCAGUAAGCGGUGACAACUCGUGAUGACUUGUACCUUUUCCUCUCUUUGCAAAGAUAUUCUUCCUUUCUUGGAAUAAAAAACCCACAAAGACACGAUUGCUUCCUUAUUUAUUCUGUCAGAGAAAGAUCUCCCAAAACAGUUGACACGCUGUGGUGACCCCUAAUGGGACAAGCCGAAAAUAAAAGAACAAGGAAUAAAACCUGUGCCUCAUUUUACGCUGCUGUAUUAAAUGUUGGUCAUUAUGGUACUACUUGGAGAGCCAGAUAUUUUUUCACAUGGUAUUGGGGUAAAAGGUUUGAGAAUCACUUUUUAAUACAAAGAGGUCAUAGCCAGAUAUUUUACAGACAUGAGAGCCUGUUCUUGAACUCACUGCUUAGAACUAUAACAAUGUCUUCUGCUUCCCCUUGCAGGAACUGCCCUCACCCUCUUCCUGACUGUCACUGUACGAUGUCACUGCUUGUCCUCCUUAGAUCUUUGUCACUCCUCCACCUGUUUCUCUGUCACAGUGGACUCAGGUCUGUGGGGAACAUUACAGGGUGGUGGCGGGUGUCUCAACAACAUCCAUCCAUCCAUUUUCUACUGCUUAUCCGAGGUCGGGUCGCGGGGGCAGUAGCUUUAGCAAGGACGCCGAGACUUCCCUCUCC